Messenger RNA from Schizophyllum commune H4-8, 1989 nucleotides. RefSeq lists its product as uncharacterized. Bases 178 to 1824 code for a protein of 548 amino acids. Gene Ontology annotation, biological process: amino acid transmembrane transport. Gene Ontology annotation, cellular component: membrane. The record is from RefSeq and is a predicted model, not a curated record. NCBI's taxonomy places the organism in Eukaryota, Fungi, Basidiomycota, Agaricomycetes, Agaricales, Schizophyllaceae. The transcript is spliced from 9 exons. Gene Ontology annotation, molecular function: amino acid transmembrane transporter activity.
CCAGCUGAUGAGCGUGGUCUGUAUCGCUGCGGCGGCGCGGGGCUUCGAUAACACUUGGCGCUAACGUUGAUAUCAGCAACCCACGCACAAUGUGGCACCCAUGGUAUAAGUAUUCAGUGGUAGAGAUAGCGCCUCUGUUCGGUGUCUCUUCCCUCCCCCCGACACAAACAGCUCAGGAUGUCCGCGGAGGACAAAGUUGCCUUCGGCGACGAGAAGCAGGGUCAUGAUGUGGAGGCCGUCGCGCAGGUUAUCUCUGCCGGGAACGAGGAGGACGACAUUGUGGAGUUCGACGAGAAGAAGGAUCUCAAGCGGGGUCUACACCAGCGACACAUUCAGAUGAUCGCCUUAGCCGGAACGAUUGGCACUGGCUUGUUCCUCGGAUCUGGCGAGGCCAUCGUGCAAGGUGGACCACUUGGUGCAUUCCUCGGGUACCUCAUCACCGGCAUCCUGGUAUCCUGCGCUGUCAUUUCCAUCGCCGAGCUCAGCGCGCUUGUGCCGCUAAGCGGUUCCAUCGUCCGCCAUGCAGAAUACUUCUUCGACCCCGCUCUCUCGUUUGCGCAAGGAUGGAACCAGGUGUACUCGAACUGCGUGGGCCUUCCCGCUGAAAUGACUGCCACCGCGGUCCUCGUGCGCUUCUGGACAGACGUCAGCAAUGGCGUAUGGAUAACAGUCUUCGGUAUCCUCCUGCUCGUAUCCAACCUAUGUCUCGUUCGCGUAUACGGAGAGCUCGAGUUCACCUUUGCUAUGCUCAAGAUCAUGCUGAUCAUUGGGCUCAUCAUCAUGGGGCUCGUGAUCGACCUUGGAGGCGUUGAAGGACAGGAGCGCAUUGGCUUCCGCUACUGGAAUGAUCCUGGUCCUUUCGUGCAAUACCUCGACCUCCCGGGCGCGCUCGGGAGGUUCGCAGGCUUCUGGACGACGCUGGCGAACGCGGCGUACGCGUACUCCGGCAUUGAGAGCAUCGCGAGCGCGGCAGCUGAGACACGUUCUCCACGCCGCAACAUCCCCAAGGCGGCGCGGCGCAUCUUCUGGCGCAUCUUGAUAUUCUAUAUCGUCGCCAUCCUCAUUGUGACGAUGAUCGUCCCGUCUAACAACCCGAAUCUGCUCGCAUCGACUGGCGACGCGACGCAGUCUCCUUUCGUUAUUGCCGCGAACUUGGCUGGCAUCAAGGUCGUGCCACAUAUCAUCAACGCUGUGGUGCUGACCUCAGCAUGGUCGUCGGGCAACAGCGGCUUGCUCAUCGGCUCGCGUACCCUGUACGGUAUCGCGCGCGAGGGCCAUGCUCCCAAGAUUUUCUUGCGCUGCAACAGAUGGGGCAUUCCGUAUGUCGCCGUGGUGUUCAUCGGCAUGUUCAUAUCUCUCGGGUACAUGACGCUGGAUAGCUCCGCGUCCUCGGUGUUCGGCUGGUUCCAGGACCUCGUCGCAAGCGCGGCCCUUGUGCUCUGGAUCGUCAUCUGCAUGGUUUACCUGCGCUUUUACUACGGCUGCAAGCGUCAAGGCAUCGACCGCAGCGAGCUCCCCUGGGCGGCACCGUUCCAGCCAUACGCAGCAUGGACUGGCCUCAUCGCCUUCUCCAUCAUCAUCCUCACGCAAGGCUAUUCAGUCUUCAUUCACGGCCUCUGGGACACGGAGAAAUUCUUCUCGGCCUACUUCAACAUCCCGCUGAUCUUGGUCCUGUACUUCGGCUUCAAGGUCAUCAAGCGCACGAAGAUGGUACCGCUCGACGAGAUGCCCAUCCGCGACUUCAUCCGUAUUGCACAGGAGAAUCCCGAGCCUCCCGAGAAGCCGUUGAAGGGAUGGCACAAGCUCGAAAUUCUCUGGAGUUAAUGACCGCACGAUUUUAUACCUUCUCUAUCUUGUAUCCCGAUGUACUUCCCCUCAUGGACUGACUUGUAUUGAUUGACUUUAGGUUUUCCUCCCUUCUCCAGAUUUGUUGGACAAAGUUCAGCCUUAGCAUUCCCAAGCAGGUGAUUGGGCGCUUAGACUCAUCCG